AUGAAGCUCUCUACUUUCCAGUUGGUCAUAGCCACUCUGGCUCCUCUCGUCAAUGCUUUCCCAGCUGCGAUUCUUGAAGCCGCAGCCAACGACCCAACGCUAUUAAAACGAGCUGAGAAAUUUCUUGCUGAGCGGCAGGCAGGAGCAGACGCAGCGACAGCGCUCUUCGAGCCAGUGCCGAUAUUCGACGCGAAGAAACAGUAUGUCAACGUCAGCAAGGGCAGUGGUCAUGAGUAUGUGGCUCCCAGCUCCAGUGAUCUCAGAGGACCAUGCCCUGGUUUGAACGCAUUUGCGAAUCAUAAUUUCCUACCACAUAAUGGAUAUGCCUCCGUUCAGCAGUACGUCGAUGCAACAACGAAAGUAGUCGGCAUGGGCCCAGUCCUCGCAAUUUUCCUCUCUGCCCUCGGCGGAGCACUCGAUGGCGACAUCCUCAACUGGUCUAUUGGUGGUAAACCUUCCCUUGCACAGGGCGGCGCAACCGGUAUCCUAGGCAACGGACUUAUAGGGAGCCAUAAUAAAUAUGAGGGCGAUGCAUCCCCAACAAGACCAGACCUAUAUGAGUCCGGCAACAACUGGAAGACUGUCUCCCAACAGUUUCAGGAACUGAUUGACUACUCACCUGGUGGCCAGGUCACUCUCGACUCCCUAACCUCCUUCCGCUCGCAUCGAUUUGACAAGCAAGUCGCCAAUAAUCCUUACUUCUUCAACGGCCCCUUCUCGGGUGUACUUGUGCAGCCCGCUGCGUAUACCUUCAUCUACCGCUUCAUGGCAAACCACAGUGCUGAAAACCCAAUCGGUCUGCUGAACUACGAUGUUAUUCAGUCUUGGUUUGGUAUCCAAGGAUCAAACGGCAACUACAAUGCUGUACAGGGAACUGAGCGUAUUCCUGAUAACUGGUACAAACGCGCUGUUGAAUAUCCUUAUGAGACUACUUAUUUCCUUGCUGAUGCUAUCAACGCGGCCAAACUACACCCAAAGUUCCUCAACAUUGGCGGCAACACCGGAACCACGAACUCUUUCACCGGCGUGGACAUCGCCAAUCUCACAGGGGGGGUGUUCAACUCAGGAACUUUACUACAAGGGAACAACCUCGCCUGUUUCGUGUAUCAGCUCUCUGCACAAGCGAAGCCUGAUAUUCUUCUUGGCGCACUCGAUCAGCUCAAGAAUGUUAUUGGGAGGGUGGUAGGAGGACUAGGUUGUCCACAGUUGAAGGCAAUUGAUCAGAAGCAGUUGCAGCAAUUCCCGGGGUAUACUAGGCAGGCCGUUUACGGCUAGUUGACUGAUAUGAGGAUGGCGACGAGAAACGAGUGACGAUAUAUUAUGAAGUACAUAUAAGUAUAAGCAUGGGAGAACUAUAUACACG
This is a messenger RNA of Cucurbitaria berberidis CBS 394.84, 1363 nucleotides long. Its product is annotated as Cloroperoxidase. The record is from RefSeq and is a predicted model, not a curated record. The transcript is spliced from 4 exons. NCBI's taxonomy places the organism in Eukaryota, Fungi, Ascomycota, Dothideomycetes, Pleosporales, Cucurbitariaceae. Gene Ontology annotation, molecular function: peroxidase activity. The coding region runs from base 1 to 1275 and encodes 424 amino acids.